This is a messenger RNA of Anguilla rostrata (American eel), 5358 nucleotides long. It is a transcript of the gene atosb, whose product is annotated as atos homolog protein B. The coding region runs from base 750 to 2528 and encodes 592 amino acids. The record is from RefSeq and is a predicted model, not a curated record. The transcript is spliced from 11 exons. Lineage: Eukaryota; Metazoa; Chordata; Actinopteri; Anguilliformes; Anguillidae.
CGGAAGCGUUGGGUUUUAAAGGGAUAGUCAUUUCGGGGCGGGGGCACGGAGAGAACAGCUGAGCAGAGCUCGUGGAAAGCUGCAGAAGAGACGCACAAGAGGGAGAAAAGGGGCUCUGGGGAAGAGACCCGCUGGUGUGUGCUGAGCCUGCCAGCGCCCUGCUCCAUGCCCGCAGGGCACGCCCCCGCGACGCUGCCCCCCCAGCCCCACGCGGACACGGAGAGAGGGCCCGAGCACUUUUCCUGAGGAGAGGUUUUACGCUGGAAUGCCUGUGACAGAAUGAAGCCGCUGAGUCGUGAGCCACACCCGUACGCCUGGAGGGGGCGUGUCCAGAUGCUGCGCGUUUCUCGGAGAGCACCGUCCUCUUUCUUAGCCCCGCCUCCCAGCACCCUCCCGCCCCACUGACGUUCAGCCCUCAGUGGUGCCCUGCCCUGUGCAGGCCUUGGUAACAGGCCUGUGUGGGUAUGGUGUUGGCGGAUUUGACGGGCAGCUGUGGGGAUGGAUGGGCACCUGAGGUAGAGAAGGGGGGGCAGAAUUCUAGCAUGGUGAGCAUACCCAGGUGUGUCAAUGAAGAAACGUCUCCCCGAUUUGUUGACAUGAAAGUUGACUCUUUCUGGAACGUGCUGCCUGUAGCCAGGGGUAGCUCCCGUGUUUGUUUGCACUUUAAAUUUCUUGUUUGACUUGACCUGGUAGCACGCAGAACAAAAAAAAAAACGCCCUUGUGCAGUCGACUGGAAGUGGACGGGAAAAUGCGACACAUCCAUGUGGAAAUCGCACGCAAGGAGGCCCCCGUGGAGCUUCCGGACCACGGCGGGGACCUCCCGCCCCCCAGCGCCCAGACGGGUGCGAGGCCAGGCCUCCUCAGGCCCUAUGGCCAGGAGGAGAUCAGGCUGCAGAAGGUCUAUCAGCUGUCCAUCUUCUCCCAGCUGGGGGGGUUGACCGAGACUUUGGGCGGGCAGAGAUUGGCGCGGCCUGGAUUGAAGAGGGCCCUGGAGGACUGGUCAUCGGGCGCCAAACGCCCCCAUCUGGGGGGGGACCCCAGGCAGGCCCCCCCGGAGGUCCCGGUUGAAGGCGGCUCCGAGCAGAUCUUCUCGGAUAGUGGCCCUCGUGCAGUCGGGCAUGGGGGGGGCAUGCCUGAUCAGGACCCCAGCUGCCAGGUGGCUGCCGUCCCCCUUCCCCUCGCCCGACACCCCUCCCAGCACAACAGGCCAAUCCCCGGCCCUGAGGCCCCCCUCUCCCCCAAACCCCAGCCCCAGGACUCCACCCCAGUCUGGAACCCCACCCCCUCAGCAACCCUCCCCAGGACUGAGCCACUAUCAGCAAACGGUGCUUCGGACUGCACCCCAGCCAAACGGGCCAGGGACCACUUUACCAACGGAGGCGGGCCAGAUCCACAGGCCAUUGAACGAACACUGUGUGACCCCGAGGCGUCGGGGGACACUGAUUGGCCCGUCCAGGAAAGGGGUGGAGAGGCAGCGAGGAGCAGCGAAUCAUCUCCUCCGGAGCCCGGCCAUCCGCAGACCACAUCCACGAAUGGCCUGGCCUCUCCGGAGAAGACCCCUGCUGUGUCCCGGGACGUGACCUCAGGGCCCUCCUCGGGCCCCUGUCCCGCCAAGCGGAGGCUGCUGUCCUCCAGCGACGCGGGGGAGUCCUGCUCGGAGGACGAGGGGCCCUCCACCUCCAAGAGGAGCCGGCUGGCGCUGCUGGCCCCCGGCCUGGGGCUCGGAGCCUGCCGCAGCACGGACGCCAAGGGCGCCCCCUUCUGGAACCACCUCCUCCCCUCUGCCCGGGAGCGGCCCAAGAGCGCAGCUGACUGCUCCAGGGUGGGAAGGAGGCUGAAGAGUGGGCUUCGACUGAAAUCGCGUCGGCUGCGUAGUGGCCGCCGAUCAGAGACUUUUCGCUCAGCCUCCAUAAGCCGCUCCCUGCUGGGGAACUUUGAGGAGUCCAUGCUCAAGGGCCGCUUCCCUCCGUCGGGCCGGAUCGACGGGUUCACGGCCGAAAUCGGGGCCAGCGGCUCCUACUGCCCCCAGCACGCCACCCUGCCCGUCCAGGUCUCCUACUACGACAUCUCCGAGCACAGCGCCCCUUCGCCCUUCCUGGGGGUAAUCUGCCUGGAGCCACUGGGAAAGAAGGGGUACAGUGUACCUAAAGCAGGGACCAUCCAAGUGACCUUAUUCAAUCCCAACAAAACUGUGGUGAAGAUGUUCCUGGUGACCUACAACUUUGAGGACAUGCCCGUCAAUCACGUGACCUUCCUGCGUCAUCGAAUCUUCCUGGUGCCCGUUGGGGAGGUGGAAGGGGAGAGGCAAGGGGAGGGGCCAGAAGACAGGGCCACAGACAGGAAGAAAAUUCUCUGCUACCUGAUACACCUCAGAUUCCAGAGCUCCAAAUCUGGAAAAAUCUACUUGCACAAUGAUAUCCGGCUGCUAUUCUCCCGAAAAUCCAUUGAGGUGGACACGGGGAUCCCCUAUGAGCUGAAAUCCUACACCGAGGUGCCAAGAAACCCCAAAUACUCCCCCCGAGUCUGAUGCUCUCUUCGCACGAUGCCCCCUGGUGGUCAAACCCCAUGGUGGGUACAGGUAACAGACUGCUCAAACCAGAGGAAGUGAAACCAAGGACAAAACGAGAAAUGUGAAACGGGACUGUUUAUAAAUUCAGGGUCAACUUGCAUGCCUUGUGACGACAAAAAAAGAAGAAAAAAAUAGUUCUCUUCUAGUGCUGUGUUUCACUUCAAAACUCUUCCCUUCGUUCUGUCUGUGCAACUCCACCCAGCCCCAGUGGACCAAUUCCACGUCUACAGCAUACAUCGGUGACCAAUGACAGAGCUUCUCUCACCUCCCAUUGAUCUACCUGUGGGAGAAUAGCAAACAUAUUUAUGACAAGGAAACUGAAGUAGAAAAAUCUUCCCGAUUGCUAACAAGUUGUCAGCCAGGCAACUUCACUGUUGUACAAGUGUGUGUAUCACCAAAUGUUUGGUGUGUGUGAGGAUGGGGAGAUCUCUCCCCUGAUCAUACGAAUGAGGAUGAGGGUCAGAGUUCGAAUACACAGUUAUGUCACCUUCUUUGGGCUUACAGAAGAUUCCGGAUAGAGCGAGGUCAUGGAUGAACAUGUUGCUCCACCUGACUGUCUCGACAGACUGAACCACUGUUUAUAUAAGGAGAGGGUGGAGAGAGGCGGGGUGGAACGGACCACUUGUACCCCUGGGUAGCCAUUUGCAAUCUCUUGCCCUCACCCAUCGCCAUGGCGCCAACAGGCUGAAGAGCACUCAUGAACAGAGCGUUGUAUUACCGCUCAGAGUUUAAGGGGGAAACGGUGGUCGUGUUUAAUUUAUUUGCAGAUGUCUUAAAGCAAUAUGCUGCGGUUAGUGCGAUUUAUUUUAGCUCCACUCCAGCUUUGUUCCACCAGUGAUGUUGUAGAGAGGACAGGGUUGUGAGGGAGGGAGGUGGGGAUUGGGGGGGGGAGGAGGUGGUAGUUGGGGUAUUUAAUAAGAUAAGCAUAUGUAUAUUAAAAGCAAAAACUCAAUGGCUCACAAGUAACACAGGUGACUGGCAACUGCUGAAAUAUCAGCAUACAGUCUUCACACUAAUUCCUUUUAACUUGAUUAUCUUUAUGUUUUCUUUAUACAUACGUGGAAUCAUGUAAGGAAGAAACGUCAGGUUUUCACAGGCGCCUUUCAAAUUGCGUAUUUGCAGAAUUCCGAAAUUCAGGAACUUAAAUCAAUCAGUUGGGAUGCCGAGACGAGAUUUCAAACUGAACACGCCAGCCUUGGGAACUAUCGGGAACAGCUGCCAUGAAAGAACCUCUCCCCAGACAGAAAGAACCUCUUCAGUUCCCCAGACAGUGAGGAUCAAAAUCUCGAUUAACUGUUUGCUCCAAAGCCAGAUGUGCAGUUUUCACAAAAUAUAACUGGGGGGGUGGGGUGGGGGGGGGGUGGCCUGAACUUUAAAAAGGGACCUAGUCUAUUUUGACUGGCAGCUUGAUAAAGACCAAAUGCUUCUGCUUCUGUUCCAAUUUUCAGCACAACCUUUAAAUGAUUAGGAUAUUUUUGGCCACAGACUAAAUGUUUUCAAGCAAAGCUUCCAUUCAGUUGAAUCACGCAGAAGAAUUUUACACUUUCUUUUGUAACUCGAUCAUUUUUUUUUUUUUUUUUUUUUAGAGAAUGAGUCAUUUUAAAUUGAUAGUUAUAUUCCAAGAAGACCUUGCAAUUAUGUGGUAUAGGUAUACUUAUAUCCGAAUAAAAGUAUAGCACAAUGAAAUAAGAGACCAAAGAAGCUAACAUUUUUUGUAAGAGUUUGUGGGUACAGAGGAGAUUUCAGAUUACUUGCUGUCAACACAGGAUGUGGCUUAAUGAUUGAUUAAUCAAUGCGAUUUACAGUCAAGUCUAGGCUUGUGGCAAGACUGACCGAGCUUCUGGGAACAGGAUUAAAUGGUGUACAGAGGAGGAUGACAGAGGAUGACAAUGGAAUUCAUAUUUGAUUCUGAUAAUCAGAAAUGUAGUGGAAUUUUCUAAAUGUAUGCUUAGCUCUGGAAAGAGUUUACAAAAAGCACAGUAUCCUUUAGGAUGUUAACAUCCCCCAUUUGGCUUAGAAUUGUUUCAGUACAGUUGACAGGCUAUACCCUUUCCUUAAUUGAAAUCAAGAGGUACUAUUGCACUGUAUGGAAUUAAAAUGACAAGCAGCACAGAAGUUGUGUCGUGACAUUGUAUAUCUAAGGACUUUUAGCUUUUAGUUUUUGCUGUGGAUAAAUAUUAGGUAAUUCAUCAAGCGUAACCAUUCAGGAACUCAUUGUGCCCCACCUCCCCCCUCCCCACCCUAUUUUGAUGUAACAAUUUUGAAGUGAAAUGGAAGAAAAACUACUGUGAGCUUCUAUCGUUUUCCGAUUUGAACCAGGGCACAGUGUGCUUUCGAAGCAAUAUGAGCACAAGUGGUUCAUUCAUGUCCUGCACGAAGCCCGAUGUGCAGGUGCCAGAGCAGCCGUUUAAAAAAUUAGCACAGUAAUACCCCAGUGUGAGCUGGGAAAACCUGUCGAACCCCUGUUAAGUGUGCGAAACCCUGAUCGCAUCUCACAGGCUGUGUUCACAUCGCCUGCGUCGAGACCCGAAUCUGUGCCCUAGCGACCAGCAGCCCAGCUGCAGAAUCUGUACAAACCUGGCACAGGUUCCCCUGAAAUCUGCACGUCCUGAAUGCAAGGCCUUAGUCCCUCUGCCACCCACCCCAACUGCUCCUUUUUAACAUUUUGCGUUCUCUGAUAGGGAACAAAAACCUGUGUUACUUUGAGGCCUUGGGUUAACACUGAACCGAGGGUAAACACCUGCAGCUGGUCUCUCCGUGUAUGAAAUAAAAGGAAUGAAAUGGAAAA